AUGCCUUUCUUUUCACGCAGCAACAUGGAGCCCGAGGAGGAGAUCAUUCCGACGCACCAGGAGACUGAGCUCAAGCACCAGCGCGGCGGUCUCUUUGGCAGCCUCCGCCGUGACCGUGAUCCCUCGCCGGUCCCCUCGGCCAACCCGUCCGUUGCCACAAACGGCUCGCGGGUCUCGACCGCCGGCUUUUCCCACUCUCGCAACUCAGACGCCGGCAGUAUCGUGAGUGGAACCGGCAGCCACCGCUCGUUCCUGCACCGGUCUUUCGGCCACGGCAACAACAGCGACAGCAACCUCGACCCCAGCAUCCUGCAGGCACGUGAACGAGUACUCGGCGCGGAAAAUGCCGAGCGGGAGGCCGACAGGGCCCUCGACAUUGCCCGGCGCGAAGUGCGCGAGGCACGCGACCACGUGAAGCGGCUGGAGCUGGAGGCCAAGGAGGAGGCGCGGCGGGCCAAGGUCAAGCAGUUCCAUGCACGCGAGGUGUCGAAGCGGGCGAAGCCGCUGGGCCGUCACGACCUCUAA
Molecule: messenger RNA, 525 nt
Organism: Sporothrix brasiliensis 5110
Lineage: Eukaryota; Fungi; Ascomycota; Sordariomycetes; Ophiostomatales; Ophiostomataceae
Exons: 2
Coding region: 1-525 (174 amino acids)
Source: RefSeq, a predicted model, not a curated record